Molecule: messenger RNA, 1755 nt
Organism: Hansenula anomala
Lineage: Eukaryota; Fungi; Ascomycota; Saccharomycetes; Phaffomycetales; Wickerhamomycetaceae
Gene: KRS1
Product: lysine--tRNA ligase KRS1
Exons: 1
Coding region: 1-1755 (584 amino acids)
Biological process (GO): lysyl-tRNA aminoacylation
Cellular component (GO): cytosol; cytoplasm
Molecular function (GO): tRNA binding; ATP binding; lysine-tRNA ligase activity
Source: RefSeq, a predicted model, not a curated record
AUGUCUGAAGCUGAUCAAGCUGCUGAAGCUGUGCAAAAACUUCAUUUGGAUGAAGUCACUGGUGAACGUGUCUCAAAAUCUGAAUUGAAAAAGAGACAAAAACAACGUCAAAAAGAUGCUGAAAAAGCUGAAAAAUUAGCUAAACAACAAGCUAAUGCUGAAGCUAAUCCUACAAAAGCUCCAAAAAAGAAAACUGAUGAUGAUUUAACUCCAAACCAAUAUUUCGAAAUCAGAUCAAGACAAAUUGAUGAAUUAAGAAAAACUCAUAGUCCAAAUCCUUAUCCUCAUAAAUUUCAAGUUAGUCAAUCUUUAAAAGAAUUUUUAGAAAAUUAUAAAGAUUUGAAAAGAGGUGAAACUUUACCAGACGUUAGUGUUUCAGUUGCUGGUAGAAUCCAUGCCAAAAGAGAAUCUGGUUCAAAAUUGAAAUUUUAUGUCUUGAGAGGUGAUGGUGUUCAAAUUCAAAUUAUGGCUCAAGCUCAAGAUUCCACUGAACCUUUUGAAGAAGCUCAUGAAUUGAUCAAAAGAGGUGAUAUCAUUGGUGUUGUUGGUUAUCCUGGUAGAACUCAACCUAAAAAAGGUGGUGAAGGUGAAAUUUCAAUCUUUGCUACAAGAGUUCAAUUAUUAACUCCAUGUUUACAUAUGUUACCAACUGAUCAUUUCGGUUUCAAAGAUCAAGAAGCAAGAUAUAGAAAAAGAUAUUUGGAUUUGAUUGUUAACAAUUCAACAAGAGAUAGAUUUAUCACUAGAUCAAAAAUUAUUUCAUACAUUAGAAGCUUUUUGGAUAAUAGAGAUUUCAUUGAAGUUGAAACUCCAAUGAUGAAUGUUAUUGCCGGUGGUGCCACUGCUAAACCUUUUAUCACUCAUCAUAAUGAUUUAAACAUGGAUAUGUACAUGCGUAUUGCUCCAGAAUUAUUUUUAAAAGAAUUAGUUGUUGGUGGUAUGGAUCGUGUUUAUGAAAUUGGUCGUCAAUUUAGAAAUGAAGGUAUUGAUAUGACCCAUAACCCAGAAUUUACAACCUGUGAAUUUUAUCAAGCUUAUGCUGAUGUCUAUGAUUUAAUGGAUAUGACUGAAAUGUUAUUUUCUGAAAUGGUUAAAAAAAUCACUGGUGAUUAUGUUAUUAAAUAUCAUCCAGAUGGUCCAGAUGGUAAAGAAUUAAGUUUGGAUUUCUCAAGACCAUGGAAAAGAAUUAAUAUGAUUGAAGAAUUGGAAAAAGUCUUUGAUGUUAAAUUCCCACCAGGUGAUCAAUUACAUACUAAAGAAACUGGUGAAUUCUUGAAAUCUAUUUUAAUUAAACAUAAAUUAGAUUGUCCACCUCCAUUAACUAAUGCUCGUAUGUUGGAUAAGUUGGUUGGUGAAUUAGAAGAUAUGUGUUUCAACCCAACUUUCAUCUUUGGUCAUCCACAAAUGAUGUCUCCAUUAGCUAAAUAUGAUCGUUCAAAACCUGGUUUAUGUGAACGUUUUGAAGUUUUCGUUGCUACUAAAGAAAUUUGUAAUGCUUAUACUGAAUUGAAUGAUCCAUUUGAUCAAAGAGAAAGAUUUGAAGAACAAGCUAGACAAAAAGAUCAAGGUGAUGAUGAAGCUCAAUUAGUUGAUGAAACCUUCUGUAAUGCAUUGGAAUAUGGUUUACCUCCAACUGGUGGUUGGGGUUGUGGUAUUGAUAGAUUGGCCAUGUUUUUAACCGAUUCAAAUACCAUUAGAGAAGUUUUAUUAUUCCCAACUUUGAAACCUGAUGAUUCUGUUGUUCCAUCAAAAUAA